CUCUGGCACCCUGACGCCCUUGACACCUUCGAUGACUACUUCGGCUCCACGUCCAGGUUUCAAGAGAGAAGAGAGGCAGUGUGGACGACUACAAUAACGAUUUCGUAUUGGUGUGUUGGAUCCAACGACGAAAGAGACUCCCAUCAAUUUGCAGAGCCUAGAAAGAACGGCGAUUUUCCUCCUGCAGGCAUCGCAAUGCUGGGUGGACCAACAAAUUACACACGGACGGCCCCGACUUAUGUCAUGGAAGAGCGCUCCUCAUCAUUGGUUAUUACCGGUGAUCCUUCUGGAUAUUUUUGGACCUGCUCCAUUUGGUCCUCGCUUACAGAACAUAAGCCAGUAUCGGGACUUAUUGAAGCUCUGCCACAAGUACUUCAACGAUUCAUCAACCAACAAGUGAGCGGACGAUGUCUGGUGUUCCUAAUUCUCCUUGGCCAUUUCUCAGAGAAACUCGCCGAGGAGUAUGAUUCCAUCUUAAAACAAUUGGAUAGCAUUGUUGAACUUGGGGAUAGAGUUUUGUUACAAGGUCUUGAAUGGGGAAGUAGCAAAGCUGUUGACAAACUGAAGAAAAUGUUGUGGGGUUUAGAGGCUCUCCGUGUCUUUGACGACAGGUUAUCAGCUUCUUUGUCACAGAUACAGAAGGCACGGGAGGCAAUGGAACGCACAAUCAAACAGCUGCAUAUCGAUCUUCUCCAGGAAUAUCUCAACGUCCUAGAAGAAUUCGAGAAACGAUGUGGGAUGUUGUCAGAUGUCCAAAUAAGAACGCAGUUGAAGAUCAGGCAAGUGACGGGACUGAGGGACGGUAUCUCCGCAGUCACCAACGUCGAAGACAACCGCACAACCAUCAAACAAGGGAACAAUAUCAGGAUUCUCACAUAUAUCACAAUCGCAUACCUACCUCUUGGGUUCGUCAGCGGUCUGUUUUCAAUAAAUCACGCCACUUUUAUGGACAAUGCUACCAAUGCUCUAUACGCAGCUUUAACUGUCAGCUUUGUGGUCGGCACAUACGGCCUAGCGCUGAGUUUGGAAAAUAUUAUGGAUUUGUGGAUAAGUUUCAGGAGCGGAGAAUGGCGAUCUCGACGUCAGCCUAAGGGGGUCCCAGAUCUAGGGGUCGAACUUCCAUCAUGGCGUGUGGGGGAUCCUUUGACAUCAAGGCGGUCCUACGAGACAGACGAAGCGAUAUCAGGUACAUCCUGA
This is a messenger RNA of Hyaloscypha bicolor E, 1197 nucleotides long. RefSeq lists its product as uncharacterized. Gene Ontology annotation, cellular component: membrane. Gene Ontology annotation, molecular function: metal ion transmembrane transporter activity. The annotation marks the transcript as partial. The transcript has 4 exons. The record is from RefSeq and is a predicted model, not a curated record. Gene Ontology annotation, biological process: transmembrane transport; metal ion transport. Lineage: Eukaryota; Fungi; Ascomycota; Leotiomycetes; Helotiales; Hyaloscyphaceae.